GAUAAUUUUGUCAGAAUGCGAUUUGAUAUUGAACAUAAACCAUUGCAAGUUGUUUAUAGCUAUUCAAGUUACACAGUAAAAUAGACUGAAAAAAAGUUGAAAAAAAACGGAACCAUUUUUGCGAAGGAAAAGAGUGAAAAAAAUGUUUGCUGAUCAACCAAAUUAUGAUCACCAUCAUCAUCAUCAUCAUAUCUUUGUGUAAGCUACACUGAUUAUGAUGAUGGUGAUGAUGAUGAUGAUAAUAAUAAUUGUUCAGUUUAUUAAGAUGAUGAGGUAAACAAGGGUACAAACAAAACCAGGGGAUAAGUUGAGUGAGAGCAAAUUUUGGUUUGAGAAGUGAGAAUGAAAAAAGCGAAAGUUGAAUGUAAAUGUAAAAUUUACUGUUAUGUUAACCUAGACAAGUUUCGAGCCAGUUUGGUGCCUAUUUUAGACACACAUCAUCAUCCUCACCAACCUCAUCUUCUUCGUCAUCUUGAUCAUCUUUAACAUCAUCUUUAAAGAGGAGCAAAAAAGCAACAGUAUUUUCAUCUACAAACUUGGGAAACAACACAAACACCACACACACAAAAAAUGCCAGCAACAUCUUUAACAAAGAGUCAAAUUAAAUCAAUGCGAGUUGAAAGGGAAAAGUUAAACCAUUUGUUUACCUUUAAUUGCUAUUACAAUUGUUCACAUUUUAAUAUUAUCUUCUUAAUUAUUAAUUCCUGAUUACUUGUGUUCAACCAUCUUUAACUACAAUUUAUAAAUUAAUAUUGUUAACUUUGCUCCACCGUUUCCCUUGUUUUUACCAAUGACUUCCCUUUACUCAAUGUGAGUUUUUUUACCAAUAAAUUGUCCUACAAUUUUGGAUUACCAUUUACUUCAUCUGUUAAUUUUUGGAUUAAAUUAAAUUGUUUAAGCUUCUUUUUGAUGCUCAAUCCAACUGGAUUAAGUGAUUAAGUAAUGGUGAAAUUAGAUUGGUAGUAACGUGUAUUUUUUGGGUUCAAAAGUGCUCCAUGAAAAAUGACUGUAAGUGUAAACCGUUUUUUUGUGAAACCCAUCUUAUAUCAAUGAUAUGUGAUCAAGUGAAUUUUUUAAUCAUCGGUGUUCAUCUGUGAUAAUCAUUGGUUCAUCGUUAUAUCAGUAAAUGAUCAUUUACUCGUUCGGAUUAAAUUAUUAUCGUACAAAGAUGCCUAUUAUUGAUGGUUAAAUCAUCAUGUACAAUAACUUACAAAAGGGUUUACCACUAAAAAUUUGGAUUGUAUUAAAGUUGCUGUCUCUACCAAAUCUUUACCGUCUGUUUGUUACCUUUACAAAUUAACUAUUUCCCAUUUCUAUCAAACCCGAUUUACCAAUUAAAUGAUAUCACAAUAUUGAUCAAAGCCUAUUCAAGUUUAAAACUCAAGCUAAUAGACAAACCAAAUAGGCAGCAAUGGACGCCAACAACCCAGGAUCAUUAUCAAUGAGUGGUGCUGCCAGUAAUCAAAUGUCCCAAUCAAUGUCCCACUCCACUUAUGGUGUACCACCACCAAGCCUUACCGUGCCCACCGUUAGUCCAGGUUACUAUGGUCCACCAGGAAACCCAUCGACAACCAUUUCUUUCCCAAAUAAACCAGAAAUUAGUUCACAACCAUUUUUAGCUCAACAACCUCCAUUAGCAACAACACUUCAACCAAAAGUGCCAAGUUUAACACCAACCGCAGCUCGAUCAAUAGGACCAGGAACAAAUCCAGCUACACCUGGGUUAACACCAGGAACAACCACUGGACCAGGGUUAAACUCAACAGGACCAACAGCAACAAGUUCACGUAAACCAGCUCGUAAAGGUCCAAAGAUACCAGAAAAAGCUCCUCGAUCAUUGUAUCUGUUUACAUUGGACAAUUGUUUACGUAAAUUUUGUAUCUCAGUGGUUGAAUGGAAACCCUUUGAGUGGCUUAUUUUAAUAACAAUUUGUCUAAACUGUGUUGCCCUGGGAGCUCAGCAACCCUUUCCAGCCCAUGAUACAAACUCAACGAACCAGUUUCUCGAGAAAAUUGAAUACCUUUUCCUAGCCCUGUUUACCGUUGAAUGUGUCCUAAAAAUAAUUGCCUUUGGUUUCUUCUUUCAUCCCGAAGCAUAUUUAAGAUCCUAUUGGAAUCUACUCGAUUUCAUUAUCGUCGUUAUCGGCAUAAUGAAUUGCAUCGUUUCCUUUAUUUUACCAACCUUUAACGUUAAAGCCUUACGAGCCUUCCGUGUUUUAAGGCCACUUCGUCUGGUCUCAGGAGUUCCAAGUCUUCAGGUUGUGCUUAAUUCAAUCAUCAAAGCAAUGCUACCCUUAUUUCAUAUCGCUCUUCUUGUGAUCUUUGUAAUUGUUAUCUAUGCAAUCAUUGGUCUUGAAAUGUUCAACGGUGUUUUACACAAAACGUGCUUUGAUAAUAUAACAGGUGAAAUGAUGGAGGAUCCAACACCUUGUGGUGAGGAAGCCUGGAAUUGUGAUGAUGAUUUAGGUGAUGGCGACUUCAUUUGCAGAGCUUAUUGGACUGGACCCAAUUAUGGGAUAACCAACUUUGACAAUUUUGGACUGGCCAUGUUGACUGUUUUCCAGUGCAUAACCAAUGAAGGUUGGACUCAAGUAAUGUACUGGAUGAACGAUUCCAUUGGGAACACAUUUCCUUGGAUGUAUUUUAUUAGUCUUGUUAUUUUGGGUUCAUUUUUCGUCAUGAAUCUGGUUCUUGGUGUUCUCAGCGGAGAGUUUUCAAAGGAAAGAGAAAAGGCAAAGGCUCGAGGUGAUUUUCAUAAGCUUCGAGAGAAGCAACAAAUUGAGGAAGAUUUAAGAGGUUAUCUUGAUUGGAUAACUCAAGCUGAAGAUCUUGAGCCUGAUGAGAAGGAACAGAAAGAUCGAUUGGGUGGACCUGUUCAAGAGAUGGAUGACAAGGCCAAUAUGGAUAAUGAUGAGAAUCAGCCAAAAGUGCCUUCAUUCCUUGAAACUACCAAGGAACGAUUUGAAGUGUGGAAUCGCCGAUGUAGACGAAGUUGCCGUAAAAUUUGUAAAUCAAAAGCACUUUAUUGGACGAUAAUUGUGCUCGUCUUUCUUAACACUUGUACAUUGGCAUCUGAACAUCAUCGCCAGCCUCCAGCUUUGGAAAGAUUUCAAGAUAAUGCUAAUAUAUUUUUUGUGAUACUUUUUACCCUUGAGAUGUUUCUGAAGAUGUACAGUCUUGGAUUGCAAGGUUAUUUUGUAUCUCUUUUUAAUCGUUUUGAUUGUUUCGUUGUUAUUGGAUCCAUUUCGGAAAUUAUAUUAACCAAGAAUCAAUGGAUGGAACCUUUAGGAGUUUCGGUUCUUCGUUGUGUCCGUUUACUUCGUAUUUUCAAAGUGACCAAAUAUUGGACUUCACUUCGGAACCUUGUUGCUUCCCUGAUUAAUUCAAUGAGAGCAAUUGCAAGUUUAUUGUUACUUUUAUUUCUGUUCAUUGUAAUCUUUUCACUUCUUGGGAUGCAAGUUUUUGGAGGUAAAUUCAAUUUACCAAACGGACCCAAAGCCAGAGCCAAUUUUGACUCCUUUUGGCAAGCAAUGUUGACUGUAUUUCAGAUUUUAACUGGUGAAGACUGGAAUGUUGUUAUGUACAAUGGUAUUCAAGCUUAUGGUGGAGUUGAAACUGUUGGUAUACUUGCCUGUGUAUAUUUUUUGAUACUUUUUGUUACCGGAAACUAUAUAUUAUUAAAUGUUUUCUUGGCCAUUGCUGUUGACAAUUUGGCCGAUGCUGAAAGCUUGACUAACAUUGAGAAGGAAGAAGAAGCUGAGCCUGAAGAGGAAUUACCUGAAGAAGCUAUAAUGGAAGAAGCGAAGGAAGAUGAAGUUGAAAUGCAUGCCUUGAGUCGAGGUAACUCUGAAUCUGGUUCUCGUCGGAAGCGCAAGAAAUCCUUUUACAACAACACUGCAAGUGCCAUUGGAACCGGUGAAAUUAUCGAUGAAUCUGGUGAUGAACCUAAAAGUGAUGGAUCAAUGACCAUACUUAAUAGAGCUCGACUCAAGCCCGAUCUGGAAUCCAUUUGUGUUAAAGUUGAAGAUGAAGAUGGGAAAGCGAUUAAUGAAACUAAUAAUGAAGUGAUUAAUGAUAAUCCAAAUGAUCAAGGAGAUGAUGAUGUUGAUGUUGACAAUGGAGGUGAGGCUGAUGAAGAUGAAGAUGCAACCCAGACCGGAGCAACUCGACGAAUCUCUGAUCCAGUUGAAACCAUGAAAAUAAAACCGAUUCCCAAUUACAGUUCCUUUUUCAUUUUUGGACCCAAAAACAAGAUCCGAUUAUUUUGCUACAGAGUGAUUAAACACAGUUUAUUUGGUAAUUUUAUUUUGGUUUGUAUAAUGAUCAGUAGUGCAAUGUUGGCUGUUGAAGAUCCAUUGGAAGGUAAUAGGGACCGAAAAAAGAUUUUAGAGACUUUUGAUGCCAUUUUUACAAUUGUCUUCACAUUGGAAAUCCUUUUAAAGACGACCGUUUACGGAGUUGCCUUGCAUAAAGGAUCCUUUUGUAGGGAACCUUUCAAUAUAUUGGAUGUUCUGGUUGUGGCUUGUUCCUUGUUAUCAUUUUUACCAGAGAGUGACGAGUUAAGUGCCGUUAAAAUUUUAAGAGUAUUAAGGGUUUUAAGACCACUUCGAGCCAUCAACAGAGCCAAAGGUUUAAAGCAUGUAGUUCAAUGUGUAAUUGUGGCAAUCAAGACUAUUGGAAACAUCAUGUUGGUUACCUUUUUACUCAACUUUAUGUUUGCAGUUAUUGGAGUUCAAUUGUUCAAGGGGAAAUUUUAUUCAUGUACAGAUGAAUCAAAGGAGACUCCAGAAGAUUGUCAAGGAUUUUUCAUCGACUAUGAAAGCGGUGAUGUUAAUCGUCCAAUAAUUAGAGAGCGAACCUGGGACAACAAUGUAUUUAAUUUUGAUGAUGUCGCCAAAGCCAUGUUGACCCUGUUCACCGUAUCGACAUUUGAAGGUUGGCCGACAUUAUUAGAGGUUUCAAUGGACUCUCGAGCUGAAGAUCUUGGGCCUACCAUGAAUUAUCGUCCUGUUGUAUCAAUAUUUUACAUUAUUUACAUCAUUGUAAUUGCCUUUUUCAUGGUUAACAUAUUUGUUGGUUUCGUUAUUGUAACCUUUCAAAAUGAGGGUGAACAAGAGUACAAAAACUGUGAACUGGACAAGAAUCAGCGAAAUUGCAUUGAAUUUGCUUUAAAAGCGCGACCUGUUCGUCGUUAUAUUCCCAAACAACGAAUCCAAUAUAAAGUCUGGUGGUUUGUUACCUCAACCUAUUUUGAGUAUUUCAUCUUUAUCCUCAUUCUUGCCAAUACAACAACCCUUGCAAUCAAAUUUAACGGACAAUCACAAACAUAUACCGAAGUCUUGGAGAAAUUGAAUCUCAUUUUUUCAAUAAUCUUUGCCAUUGAGUUUAUCCUGAAACUGUAUGCCUUUCGAUUUAAAAAUUAUUUCUCCGAUUUUUGGAACAUUUUGGAUUGUAUUCUUGUUCUUGGAUCAUUUGUACAUAUCGGCCAUGAUGUUAUUGUAAAGAAAGCUUCCAAUCUAACCAAGGAAGGAGCUGGUGGAAGUAAACCUUUCAAUAUGAACUUUUUCCGUCUCUUUCGGGUUAUGAGGUUGGUCAAACUGUUGGCUCGUGGUGAGGGUAUUCGAACCCUUUUAUGGACCUUUGUCAAAUCAUUUCAAGCUCUUCCUUAUGUUGCUCUUCUAAUUUUACUUCUUUUCUUCAUCUAUGCCAUUGUGGGCAUGCAAACCUUUGGUAAAAUAGUGCUUGACUCAAAUACGGCCAUUAAUAGAAACAACAAUUUCCGUUCCUUUUUCCAAGCCAUUAUUGUGCUCUUUCGAUCGGCUACCGGGGAAUCUUGGCAAGAAAUUAUGAUGGCUUGUACUGACCAACCUGAAACCAAGUGUGACCCAGCAGCUAAAUCAAAGGAAAAGUGUGGCUCUCCAUUGGCUUACCCUUAUUUCAUCUCAUUUUACAUUCUUUGUUCCUUUUUAAUCAUCAAUUUGUUUGUGGCUGUUAUUAUGGAUAAUUUUGAUUAUUUAACACGAGAUUGGUCUAUUUUGGGUGCUCAUCAUUUAGAUGAAUUUGUCCGCCUUUGGUCUGAAUAUGAUCCUGAUGCUAAGGGAAGAAUCAAACACUGUGAUGUUGUCACUCUUUUACGGAAAAUAUCACCGCCUCUUGGUUUUGGCAAGCUUUGUCCUCACCGAAUUGCCUGUAAAAAAUUGGUCUCCAUGAAUAUGCCUCUUAACUCGGAUGGAACUGUGAUGUUUAAUGCAACUCUUUUUGCUCUGGUUCGAACCAAUUUGAAGAUAAAAACCGAUGGUAACAUUGACGAGGCCAAUGAAGAGUUACGAGCCAUUAUAAGGAAAAUCUGGAAACGCACUUCACCCAAACUGCUUGAUCAAGUUGUCCCACCAGCAGCUGAUGAUGAGGUUACCGUGGGCAAAUUUUAUGCCACCUUUUUAAUUCAAGAUUAUUUCAGAAGGUUUAAGAAACGCAAAGAAGAGCGAGAUAAACAUGGUAAUAAAGAUGAAGAUAAUGCGGUUGCUCUUCAAGCAGGAUUACGGAGGUUACAUGAAUUUGGUCCAGAAAUUCGUCGAGCAAUCUCUGGUUCAUUGGAUGAAGAUCAAUUUUUUGAUAGUCAAGAAGCUGAACCAAUGCAUCGAAGGAAUCACUCCUUGUUUGGAAAUGUUUGGUCAACUGUUAGAGGUAAAAGGAUGCCAAUGGGUCCUCCUUUAUCCCAAGGGAAUCGUUUCAAAAUGAAAGAAAUGGGAAUCCCAGGAAGUCCAGAACAAGAAGAUCCAUUCAGAAGUUAUUGCCAUCCUUUAUAUUCUCGAACUAAAAGCGAAUGUCCAGGUUUACCAUUGGUGCACGAAAUUAGGUCAAAACCAAGACCGUUAUCAGCUUAUUGUCAACAUGUUCAAAUUUGCUCUGAAUGUGGUGUUACCAAUGAUCAAUUGCAUGAUAUCCACCAACAACAAAACCAUCAGCAGCAGCCACAACAACCAAACCAGCAACAGAUGAUUGUUGACGCAUAUCCAACUAACCUUAAUUGUGAUUGUGGCAAGAUUGUUUCAUCAGCUCCAGUAAUGGUUGAAACUGUAUGCUCUUGCUCAAUUAACCAAUCAACUGAUCGUAUUUCACCAACGUCAAUAGAUUAUCCUUCAUCUCGUUCAAACCCGCCAAAAUUAUCCUUUCAACGACCUGCCAUUGCUGUUGUAAGUGCUUCCAUCGAUGAAGAUGAAGGUAGACCUAGACCACCCACUCCACCACCUCGUAGACAUACAAUUAAAUCAUCAUCAUUUCGUCGACACCUUCGCUGCCUGUCUAAACAAGAAAGUGAUCAAACAAGUUGUUCAUUGGAUCGACCAUUGGGUUGUAGUCUAACCAAUCUAACCUAUGAUUAUAAUUUAACAAGUGAUUUGCCUGCUCAACCACCAACUCCACCAGCCCGAUCCUCAACCGGCCAAGGUUCAUUAGCACCAGGAAUUUCUCACCAUUCCAUUGACCCUAAAACUUACUCUGAAAUUCAUUCAAUACCCACAACCAGUAGCUCAAGUAGUCAUGGGUCACACUCAGCCCCUACUUCAGCCCGUUCUCGGUCUGGAGAAGGCUGUGAAAGUAACAGUUCACCUCGCCAUCGUCGCCGUGCAAUGAGUAAUGUUGCUGUUUUCCUUAGGUUUGUCCCAGUACCAGCCAUGGCAGUGGCCGGCUUCCUACCUGAACCGACCAUCUUUGGAUCCAGAGGAAGUCCUCUUCGAGCUUCAUAUCAUGGUAAAGCAUCGGAAAAACAGUACAUUUCUGUUCCAGGAGCCAUGGAUAACAAACGAUCCAUUGAUGUUGUCGGUUCUGCUGAGUCGUUAGUGGGGCGAGUUUUACAAGAACAAGGGUUGGGCAAAUUUUGUGAUCCAGGAUUUUUGAGAGCCACUCAAAGAGAGAUUGCUGAAGCGUUUAAUAUGACUCCAGAAGAGUUGGAUCGAGCAGCUCAUCGUAUAUUGGAAGCUGAACGGAAAUCUUCACCUCAAUUACAGCCUCUCUCGUCACCUACUUCAGGCCAACAAUCUACCUCAACAACCACUCCUAAUGGAAACACUCCUGUACAUCAUUCAAACCUUCACUUAAUAAGAGGACGAGGAGGAAACGGUCAAAAUCAAACAACUAGUAAUGGUCGUAAUGCCACUCCAUCUCCUAUUAAAACACCAUCUAGUCCGAGCGAGGAUGAAGACGAAGACAAAUAUAAAGAUACUAAGCUAUAAAAUGAUUGGAAAUUUUAUUUCUUGGUUUCAUGGAAGUGUUUUGCAUGUAAAAGUUAUUUUAUAAAUCGAUGCUUAAUAAACUAGAAAUAUAUCAAGUGAAUAAGCUAUUGUACAAAAUAAUAAAGAUGCAUAAUUAAAUUUUAGAUCUAUUAAAGUUAUGAUUAAA
Messenger RNA from Tetranychus urticae (two-spotted spider mite), 8396 nucleotides. RefSeq names its product muscle calcium channel subunit alpha-1-like. NCBI's taxonomy places the organism in Eukaryota, Metazoa, Arthropoda, Arachnida, Trombidiformes, Tetranychidae. The record is from RefSeq and is a predicted model, not a curated record. Gene Ontology annotation, cellular component: membrane; voltage-gated calcium channel complex. Gene Ontology annotation, molecular function: high voltage-gated calcium channel activity. Gene Ontology annotation, biological process: calcium ion import across plasma membrane.